AUGGACGAUAUUGAUAAUAUAAUUCUCCACUCAUUACGCCAAAUUGACUGCGAUUUGGACGAAGACAUACAAGGCCUAGAGCAUUUUACGCCUUCCAUUUUGGUUCGAACCAUAUCGAAAUGUCUGCUGCUAAUCGAUCCAACUCUCGACCUGCCUCAAACGUUACCACCCGGUAUGGCCCAGAGGUUCACGGUGACCGCCAGACUAGCAGAGGCGUGUUCGACUGUGGGCUAUCGGAGAGAUAUCGGUUACCAAACGUUUCUGUACUCGAACGUGGCCGAAGUGCGGCGUGUGUUUAUGUUUCUUAUAGAGCAGCUGCCAAAAGACUCGGCCGAUUCGGCCACACCUGAGGCACCGUUCGAUCGAGUAACGUCUCUGGAAAAUCGCAUUUCAGAAAAUAUGCGCCAACAGCUGCGUGGAGCCUGGCGAAAGGAUCUUUCCCCGCUGGAUCUCAGGCAGGCGACACUUGGGUGGCCCAGUCGUGGGCGAAGUAAUGUUCCUUUUGUAACUCAAAGGGAGGUUACAGCCGAAAUUAAGGAAUACUGGCUUCGCCGCAGUGGUUUGUGGGAUGAGGAAAAAGACGAAGUCGAUCGCCAGCUCCCAAACAAUGCCGAGGAGUCGGUUUUAAAAUUACAAGCUUACUACGCGCAAAAUAAAGCGAAAUCUCCUCUCACCGAUGUGCCAGAAGCGAACGAACAUCUCAACCGGGAAGACCAAAUCGAGGCGCUUGAACAAGAAAUAGCGCGAAUUCAAACUGCUUUCGAAGAGACGCAAUCGGAAAAACGGGAUAUUCAAUCUAAACGCGAUACGAUCAGCGAGGACAUGAAAGUGCUCGAAAAGGUGUUUCAAAAAUUAAAAGAAGAAAAGAAAAUCAAGGAGCGAACGCACAUUCUACUGGAAAAUCCAGAAGUGAACGUGGCCAAAUUGGAAUCAAUCAUUGCUGCUGGUGGAGAGAAAAUGAAGAAGCUACAAAGCCAGUGGGAAGCGCACCAGGCGCCACUAAUGGCCACGUUAGAGGAACAUCGCACGAAGAAUUCAAACCAAGUUAGCAAGUCUCAGAAGCUGGUCGAUCAAAUAGAGUCGGCUCGCCAGAAAUCGGAAGAGGUCAUAGUCGAUUUGCAAACAAAAAGUGCGUUACACGCGAGGCUAGUUCAGGAGUACGAACGAAUGGGUAAAACCGUCAGUCGAAUGGCUUACACAAAUCGAAUCCUGGAGAUAGUGGGCAACAUUCGCAAGCAGAAAACGGACAUCGAUAAGAUUCUGCAUGAUACGCGCAAUUUGCAAAAGGAAAUCAACUCCACCACUGGCCAGCUUGACCGGCAGUUUACCGUGACGGACGAUCUGAUCUUCCGAAACGCGAAGCGGGACGAGCAAUGCAAGCGUGCCUACAUUUUGCUCGUCGCCCUGCACACCGAAUGUAGUGAACUUGUUCGGCUGGUGCAGGACACCGGUGCCGUGAAGCGGGAGGUGCGCGAGCUGGAAGAUCAGAUCGAGAAUGAGAAGGAUCGUAACGUAGUGGCGAAUCUUUCACAAAUCACCCACGAUCUGGAGGAAAUGCAACAGGAAAGUCGACGGCUUGAGGAAGCGAUUCAUCAACUCGAGGCUUGCGCGGGGCGCAAUGGAGCGCACUAAAAUAAUCGUUAUCAUUUGGAGAUCUUAUGAUAGGGAUAAUAAAAUGUGAUA
Anopheles nili is the source of this 1683-nucleotide messenger RNA. Its product is annotated as coiled-coil domain-containing protein 22 homolog. Gene Ontology annotation, biological process: positive regulation of ubiquitin-dependent protein catabolic process. Gene Ontology annotation, molecular function: cullin family protein binding. The record is from RefSeq and is a predicted model, not a curated record. The transcript is spliced from 5 exons. The coding region runs from base 1 to 1632 and encodes 543 amino acids. Lineage: Eukaryota; Metazoa; Arthropoda; Insecta; Diptera; Culicidae.